AUGGCUGAAGAAUUGAAACUUUUCAGGACAUGGUCGAGUCCAUUUGCUUUGAGGGUCGUACAUGCGCUCAAGAUUAAGGGCUUAGAAUAUGAGACCAUAUUCGAAGAUCUCAGCACCAAGAGUGCUUCACUCCUGCAGUAUAAUCCUGUUAACAAAAAGGUUCCUGUACUUGUGCACAAUGGAAAGCCAAUUUGUGAGUCACUUGUAAUUCUCGAGUAUAUUGACGAGACAUGGAAACAAUGUCCUCUUUUACCACGAGAUCCUUAUGAUAAGGCUGAAGCACGUUUCUGGGCAAAAUUUGGAGAUGAGAAGAUUUUUUCAUCAAUAUGGAAGGUAUUAAUUACUCAAGGUAAACAGCAAGAAGAAGCUAUCGUUGAAGCUGUCCAGAACCUGAAACUCAUAGAAGAGCAGCUGAAAGACAAGAAAUUCUUCGGGGGAGAGACAAUCGGAUAUCUUGAUAUUGCAUUUGGUUGGACAGUUAAUUUGAUCGGCAUCCUGGAAGAGAUAAUUGAUCAGAAAUUGGUAGAUGAAGAGAAAUUACCACUGCUAUCAGCGUGGAUGCAGAACUUCUCGGAUGAUCCAGUGAUCAAAGAUUGCUGGCCUCCUCGAGAUAAAAUGAUCGUCAAAUUUCAAGUCAUGCGCGAACCAUAUCUUAAAAAUUUAGUAUCUCAAUGA
Molecule: messenger RNA, 675 nt
Organism: Fraxinus pennsylvanica
Lineage: Eukaryota; Viridiplantae; Streptophyta; Magnoliopsida; Lamiales; Oleaceae
Source: the annotation of a GenBank genome assembly